Molecule: messenger RNA, 1478 nt
Organism: Acomys russatus (golden spiny mouse)
Lineage: Eukaryota; Metazoa; Chordata; Mammalia; Rodentia; Muridae
Gene: Plpbp
Product: pyridoxal phosphate binding protein
Exons: 8
Coding region: 248-919 (223 amino acids)
Cellular component (GO): intracellular anatomical structure
Molecular function (GO): pyridoxal phosphate binding
Source: RefSeq, a predicted model, not a curated record
CAAGUCCUGUCGACUGUUCUAGCCCUGUUUUCUCGUAGCUGAAGGAAAUGAGAGUUCACCUCCUUCCUAGUACCAGUGUUCUAUCUCUUCAGAGAAAAAUCCUGGGAUUUCCCUAAAGCACCUCACUCUGGGAUUUAGGCCUGCUUGUACCACUUUGUGUCUGGAGGCCUUCAGUUCGGGAGACCCUGUGAAUCUUCCAGCCAUCCAACCCCGGCUAGUAGCAGUCAGCAAAACUAAACCUGCAGGCAUGGUGAUUGAGGCCUAUGGUCAUGGGCAGCGCACUUUUGGAGAGAACUAUGUUCAGGAACUACUAGAGAAAGCAUCAAACCCUACGAUUCUGUCUUCAUGCCCUGAGAUCAAAUGGCACUUCAUUGGCCAUUUACAGAAACAGAAUGUCAACAAAUUGAUGGCUGUCCCCAACCUCUUUAUGCUGGAAACCAUAGACUCUGUGAAGUUGGCAGACAAGGUGAACAGUUCCUGGCAGAAGAAAGGUUCUACUGAACAACUAAAGGUUAUGGUCCAGAUUAACACCAGUGGAGAGGAGAGUAAACACGGCCUUCCUCCUUCAGAGACCAUAGCCUUGGUGGAACACAUAAAGGCCCGGUGUCCCAGCCUGGAGUUCGUGGGGCUCAUGACCAUAGGAAGCUUUGGGCAUGAUCUUAGUCAAGGACCAAACCCAGACUUCCAGGUGUUACUGUCCCUGCGGCGGGAGCUGUGUGAGAAGCUAAACAUCCCUGCGGAGCAGGUGGAGCUGAGCAUGGGCAUGUCCACAGACUUCCAGCAUGCCAUUGAAGUAGGAUCUACAAAUGUCCGGAUAGGAAGCACCAUUUUCGGAGAGCGAGAUUACUCAAAGAAACCUGCCCAAGAGAAGACUACAACAGACCCGAAGGCCACAGCACCACUGGCACAAGAACAGUGAGACCCGGACAUCUGAGAGGGUCAACUGUGCACCAGCCGAGGUUUUCAUUUUGGUGUUCCGCAUGUUCCCAUCCCCACUCUCCUGUGGCUGUACAGAGCACUGAGAUUACAUGUGCUGAUGGAGGCCUCCUGUGUGUGGCCUCUGCCCUAGGAGGAGUUCUGAGACUUCAGAGUGACACCCAAUCCGGAACUGACAUCCACUGAACACUGCCCAGGACCACCCAGCCCUCUGUGAAUGCCUUUUCCCUGGUAUCUUUUGAGUUGCUGGUGUCUAUAAUCAAAAAACAAAAAACUCAGAGGGAUUCCCAUUUGCCCUUCCACCAAACUGGAGUGCCCCACAGUUGUGUUUACAAGUCCCCAGCGAACAGUCCCAUCACUACUCUGGAACAGGGUGAUCUCUGCUCCCAGUUUGCACCCUGGCCAGUGGAUGUCUCUAGUCACAGCUCCUCUGUGGCACUGAACUUCCAGGGUAACUUGUAAGUGCACUUGGGCCUUGCUGACAUCAUGUUGAGAAGGUGAUACAUGGAGCCUUUUCCUUGGGGACCACAGUGAUGGAAAGU